Messenger RNA from Juglans microcarpa x Juglans regia, 1840 nucleotides. RefSeq names its product protein PHOSPHATE STARVATION RESPONSE 1-like. Lineage: Eukaryota; Viridiplantae; Streptophyta; Magnoliopsida; Fagales; Juglandaceae. The record is from RefSeq and is a predicted model, not a curated record. Gene Ontology annotation, molecular function: DNA binding; DNA-binding transcription factor activity.
GACGAAAUGGAGGCACGCCCUGCUUUAUCAAUUCAGAGAUCAAGUGCAAAGCAGCUUAGUAAUGGGAUGUCUGGAGCACUGUCGUCAUCAUUUCCAGUCCUUCCAGCCCCUUUGAAAGAGACAUUUCCCAAGUUGCCAGACUCGCAACAGGUUUCCAUUGAAAGAGAACUUGUGACAAGGCCUCCCACCCAUGCACGUCAUUUACCCUCUAAUAGUGGACUAGUUGGUCACAUGUUUUCAUCAUCCCCUGGACUUUCAUCAGAUCGUCAUUACUCAUCUCUUUCACCCCAUGAAAAGCAUUCAAGAAACUCUCCUUUCAUUUCUCAGUCAUCAACUAAUGGAGCAUCUCUGCCAUUAGCACAUAAUUCUCAUUCCGGAUCUCUUCAAUCUAUAACAUCAAGUCAUUAUGCCAAAGAAAACACUAAUUUCUGGCAUACUGAUCCACUUCCGAGUUUUCUUGAUUUUCCUGUAAAUACCUCUAUUGAGAAUGGUCAGGCAGGCAGCAGUAGUUGUAAUGUUGCCAUAGCAUCUGAGGAAUUUAGUAAAUGGGCGGACCAGCUAAUCAUUGAUGACGAUGCUUUGACUUCUAAUUGGACUGAGCUUCUUGGUGACACCAGUGUUAUGGAUUUGGAACCAAAGAUUGCAUACCAGGUGUCCAAUUCAUCUCCAAAUUCUCAACCAUAUCAGUCUGAAGUUCAUAUGCAGCUUUCUGCUCCAUCUGGAGAAAUUCUUCCUAUUGCUACCCCUUCUUCCUCAGCAAAUAGUGCCCCAUCCAAGCCACGCAUGCGCUGGACCCCAGAACUUCAUGAAGCCUUCGUGGAGGCUGUCAAUAAACUUGGUGGUAGUGAAAGUGCUACUCCAAAGGGUGUGCUGAAGCUCAUGAAAGUUGAAGGAUUGACUAUCUAUCAUGUGAAAAGCCAUUUGCAGAAAUAUAGGACAGCCAGAUACCGACCAGAUUCAUCAGAAGGAUCCUCAGAGAAGAAAUUGACUCCAUUUGAAGAGUUGUCGUCUCUUGACCUGAAAACGGGUAUCGAGAUUACUGAAGCUCUGAGAUUGCAGAUGGAAGUUCAGAAGAGGCUUCAUGAACAACUUGAGAUUCAAAGAAAUCUACAGUUGCGAAUCGAAGAACAAGGAAAGUACCUCCAAAUGAUGUUUGAGAAGCAAUGCAAGUCAGGUAUUGACAAGCUGAAGGCAUCAGCAUCCACUCUGGAGAACUCUCCUGCCCCAUCUUUGGAUGUUCCAGUUUCCCCUGCCAAAAGUGAACCGGAAGCCUUCCAGGUAGACCAUGGUAAUACAGUGUAUGAUCCAGUCAAUUCCAACUCUGGGUUGGAAGAAACCUCGCGGGAGCUGGGUGUGAAGCUAAAGGCAACUGUAGCAGAGGCGGCUCAGAAUUUUGAGCCAGAUGCUUGUGAAACUAGUUCCCAACCCUCAAAGCGUCCAAAAACUGAUGAAUAAGUCAUAUCAUCUGCCAAAUCGGUAUUGGACUGACAAAACCAUACUGAUUAAUGUAAUAUCUUAUUCUUGGAGUAAGACAAACAAAGCUGACUGAUGGAUAGAUUGGUCCACUCCGGUUCUGUUAUCAUAUUCUCAACAGACAAUUUCCAGAUGCAGCAACAAAUUUUAGUCGAGUUUUGAUGAUAAUGUUCUUCAACCUUCUAAUUUGUACUCUUUUUGAGUUAAGCAAGGAUGAGGAUGCAUUAGGAACUGUUGCUUAGAACCCUGUUGAUUAUAUCUCCAUCGAACGCUAUUUGUAGUAAAAAUCUAAUAUCCUCAAUGUUAACCUAUGAAUAAUCAUGUUACUGCCAAUGGUACACAACCAUUCAUGAGUUUUAUCAUGGCA